AUGGUGUAUAUCAACUCUGGGAACCUGGAACAGUUGCUAGAUAGUAACCUGCAUUUGCCCUGGUCUGUGAAGGUAAAACUGGCCUAUGACAUAGCAGUGGGCCUCAGCUACCUUCACUUCAAAGGCAUCUUUCAUCUGGACCUCACAUCUAAGAUAUGUCUCCUGAAAAGGGAUGAGAAUGGUUAUUCUGCAGUGGUUGCUGACUUUGGCCUGGCUGAGAAGAUCCCUUAUGUCAGCAUGGGUGUAGUGGGCUCACCUUGGAUGGCACCUGAGGUUCUCCGAGAUGAGCCCUAUAAUGAGAAGGUAAGUAGCAUGAUCUCUUACGGUAUCAUCCUCUGAAAGAUCAUCACCCACAUCCAGGCUGAUCCGGACUAUCUUCCCUGCACAGAGAUGGACCCCAAACUGCACCCAUCCUUCGUGGAGAUUGGGAAGACCCUGGAGAAAAUUCUGAGCUGCUUAUAGGAAGAGCAGGCAAGAGAUAGGAAGGUAAAGCCUAUAGCCAAAGCUGUGAUUGCCAAGAUCCCAGGUAAAGCAACUGAGUUCACUGAUGACAAGAUGCCCCACAAAUUGCCACGCCCAAGAUGUACCAUCUGGCUGUCUCAAAGCCAGUCAGACACCUUCUCCCAUAAACCUACACAUACAAUGAGCAUUUUGGACCCCUACUACUGGCCAUAAGACGGUACUGCCCAUGGCCUCAAAGUCAACCCUUUCAGGGCUCGCCCAGACCUCAAAGGUCGCAAGAUGAAGUUUGUUGACCUACCCAGCAAGUCUGUCAUCUCCCUGGUAUUUGACCUGGAUGUACCUGGAAUUAUGCCUUUAGCUGCUUGGCAGAAGCCCCUGCCCUCACCACCUGCUCGCCCGUGGCAAUCCUUGCCUGGAUCACUUGAAUUCUUGCAAGAAGAAGCCUGUCCAUUUGUGGGCCAGGAAGAAUCGCUAUCUGAUAGGCCCCCACCACACCUCAGUAGUCUCAAGUACAGAGUAAAGGAGAUCCCAUCAUUCUGGGCAUCUGCUCCAGCCCAUGAGGCUGCUUCAGUCCAUGAGGCCCUGGACUGCACCAGGCUCCAGGAAGAAAAUGGUUUCGGGCCUAGGCCCCAGAGGACUAGUCCAUGCCCGGCAGGUGCCUCUGAGAUGAAGGUAGAAGAAAGGCCAAGAGGGUUGGCUCCAGCCCCUUUCCCUCUAUUAGGCACAGGCCUACAAACAGGAAGAACAGGAUGGGGGGGGGGUCAGUCCUUGCCUCACCUUAGGAUGGACCUUUUGCUAAAGCCAUAA
Otolemur garnettii (small-eared galago) is the source of this 1269-nucleotide messenger RNA. RefSeq names its product dual specificity testis-specific protein kinase 2. Gene Ontology annotation, cellular component: cytoplasm; nucleus. Gene Ontology annotation, molecular function: ATP binding; protein serine/threonine kinase activity. Lineage: Eukaryota; Metazoa; Chordata; Mammalia; Primates; Galagidae. Gene Ontology annotation, biological process: protein phosphorylation; actin cytoskeleton organization. The record is from RefSeq and is a predicted model, not a curated record.